Anopheles moucheti is the source of this 1267-nucleotide messenger RNA. RefSeq lists its product as uncharacterized. Gene Ontology annotation, biological process: regulation of transcription by RNA polymerase II. The coding region runs from base 10 to 750 and encodes 246 amino acids. Gene Ontology annotation, cellular component: transcription regulator complex; nucleus. The transcript has 3 exons. The record is from RefSeq and is a predicted model, not a curated record. NCBI's taxonomy places the organism in Eukaryota, Metazoa, Arthropoda, Insecta, Diptera, Culicidae.
GCCCCAAAAAUGACCUUCGAAGACCAACUAAUUGCAAAAGUUCGAGCAAAUGAGGUCCUGUACAAUGUGAAAAAUGUGAACUACAGACGAAAAAACGACAAGGAACGACUCUGGCAGCAGAUCGCGUAUGAACUAGACAGCUCAGUGGAAGUAUGCAAACGUCGGUGGAAGAGUUUGCGGGACAAAUUCAUCAAGCUGAGCCGAGUGGAACAAUCCGCAAGAGGAACAUCGGAUGAAGAGCAACCUAAGAAAUGGCAAUACUUCGACAGCUUGACAUUUCUCCAGGGCUAUAACAAAGCCUCACUUUCUACAAACAACUUCCUGGACAAUGUGUAUCUCUCUGAGGAAAGAUAUGUCGACAUCAAGUGUGAGCAUCCGCUAACGCGACAGUUCGUGCGCGAUGAUGCCACCGUAACGGUCGCUGUAGAUUGUGGUUCGGGAAUAGUGUCAAGCGAACGAUUCGCACCAGCCGAUGCCCGUAAUCUUGCGACAGUAGCACACGAGCUGGCCAGCGGUACUGGCAGUGGUAGUCGAAAGCGUCAGCUAGAUCUCAUCGAAUCGGAAUGCAUCAAAAUCAUACGGUCGGCAGCAGAAGCUAUGCAAAUUGAAGCAAAUUCUCACAUUCGCCGUAGCAGCACGCAAUUGCUGUUUGAAGCAUUGGCACUGCGAAUCGACGAAGCGAAUCUACCGGCCAGCCGACUGAAUGCCAUCCAAACCGCCGUCACCAAUCUGGUGUAUUCAUCCUUAUGAACGGCCCGCGGGACGGUAAAGAAACGGAGAUCCGUUUACGUACUUUAAAAUCGGACAGGUUCACUGAAAGUAGUAACGCUCCGUACGCAAUACAAGACAAAGCUGCAAUAUGAUGCACAUGUUUCGAAAGCAAACAUGCAUUAAUUAAUUUAUAUUACAUAAAUGGGUCUUAAGAACGAAAGAGUUGCUUUGGAGGAGGUGGAAAAGCGAUUUCUUUCCAACCCGAAGCACUGAAUCAAAAAUGCUCUCUCUUGCUGGCUAUCGCAUAUGCGGUGAAACGAAUUAGUGUAGAAUAAUUUUAGUAUGUUAUGUUAUGUAUUAGCAAUACACACGCUCAUGAUAGAAUGCUCAACCCAUCGUUUCAGCCUAUUGUUUUCAGCCGAUGUAAGUGUAGCGAAAACGGAAAACGAUGUUCGAACAAAGCUUCGGUGCAGCGCUUAUACCUUACUUACUUAUUCGCUAUUCGAAUACCACGGAAGCAACCAGGUACAACUGUCUACAAGAUAUAACGAUUACA